This is a messenger RNA of Hibiscus syriacus, 1058 nucleotides long. RefSeq names its product proteasome subunit alpha type-5-like. Gene Ontology annotation, biological process: proteasome-mediated ubiquitin-dependent protein catabolic process. Gene Ontology annotation, cellular component: nucleus; proteasome core complex, alpha-subunit complex; proteasome core complex. Bases 122 to 835 code for a protein of 237 amino acids. The transcript has 10 exons. Lineage: Eukaryota; Viridiplantae; Streptophyta; Magnoliopsida; Malvales; Malvaceae. The record is from RefSeq and is a predicted model, not a curated record.
UUGUUUUGCGAGAAGACUAGCAGACUUUAAAAAAAGGCAGCAGCUUUCUCUUUCCUCUCGUUUGGUUGUUCUCGCUUGAUACUAUUUCGUUUUGAUAGAUCUAACACUCAAUCGAUCCAAGAUGUUUCUCACCAGGACUGAGUAUGACCGUGGGGUGAACACAUUUUCACCGGAGGGAAGAUUGUUCCAAGUGGAAUAUGCUAUCGAGGCCAUUAAGCUGGGUUCAACUGCAAUUGGGAUAAAGACGAAAGACGGUGUAGUGCUGGCUGUCGAGAAGCGUAUCACUUCGCCGUUGUUGGAACCCAGCAGUGUCGAGAAGAUUAUGGAAAUUGAUGACCAUAUAGGAUGUGCUAUGAGUGGGUUGAUUGCUGAUGCACGCACACUUGUUGAACAUGCUCGGGUUGAGACUCAGAACCACAGAUUCUCGUAUGGUGAACCAAUGGCUGUGGAGUCCACAACACAAGCUCUCUGUGAUCUGGCCCUUCGAUUUGGUGAAGGAGAUGAAGAAUCCAUGUCUCGACCAUUUGGGGUGUCUCUUCUCAUUGCUGGUCAUGAUGAGAACGGGCCUAGCUUGUAUUAUACUGAUCCGUCUGGCACAUUUUGGCAAUGCAAUGCAAAAGCUAUAGGUUCAGGCUCCGAGGGUGCAGACAGCUCUUUGCAAGAGCAAUUCAACAAGGACCUAACUCUUCAAGAAGCUGAAACAAUUGCACUGUCCAUUUUAAAGCAAGUAAUGGAAGAAAAGGUGACACCGAACAAUGUUGAUAUUGCCAAUGUAGCACCAACUUACCAUCUAUACACACCUUCGGAGGUGGAAGCUAUUAUCACUCGCCUAUGAGAAUGCAUUGUCAUCGACAAUCUUACCGUGCGACGACUUGCUUUCUUCGUUUAUUAGGCAUGGAGUUGGGGGAGGAUCUUGUAUUUGUCUUCUGGGGAUUCAAACUUAUGAAACAUUAGUUUCUGGUUUGGCACUAAACUCACCUACUCGGUUGGAUAAUUUAAUUACAGCUGAUCAGAAAAAGAACCCUUUUUUAAUUGCAUGAUUAUGUUCUCAGGUUCUA